AUGGAAGUCUGGCUCUGUGUUCUAUCUUUUUGUCUGCUUUCUUUCUUCCCUCUCUCUAUUUCGGCAGAGGCCACCUGCAACCUGAAGGCCAAGUUCAACCUGAGUGGAUACAAGGAUAUCAAGAAGAAGGUGGUGAUUGGGGGCAUGUUUCCCAUUCACAUGCGAAUAGCCUCCAGUGAUGGUAACACUUCGAGGGUCCCGGUGUCUGCUGGCUGUGAGGGUUUUAACUUUCGGGCGUUCCGCUGGACCCAAACUAUGCUUUUUGCCAUUAACGAGAUUAACAACAGACAGGACCUGCUCCCAAAGACUGACCUGGGCUAUGUCAUCUACGACUCCUGUUUCACCAUCUCCAAGGCCGUGGAGGGCACCCUCACCUAUCUGACCGGACAGGAUGAGGCUGUACCCAACUACCGCUGUGGCUCUGGCCCACCCUUGGGUGCUCUGGUGGGGGCAGGAGGAUCUGAUCUCUCUAUUGCUACAGCCAGGAUUAUGGGGCUCUAUCAUUUUCCACAAAUCAGUUACUGCUCAACCUGCAGCGCUCUGAAUAACAAGUUCCAGUUCCCCACUUUUCUGAGAACGGUCCCCAAUGACAUGUACCAGUCCACAGCCAUGGCCCAGCUCGUACUGCACUUUGGCUGGACAUGGGUGGGCACCAUCGCUGCGGACGACGACUACGGCAAAUACGGCAUCAAAGAUUUCAAAGAGCAAGUGGAGGAAGCUGGCGUCUGCAUCUCCUUCUCUGAGAUUCUACCUAAGGUGCACUCUCCUGAGGACAUCCAGCGCAUUGUCGAGACGGUGGUAGAGUCCACAGCCAAGAUCAUCGUGGUGUUCUCCUCUGAAGUGGACCUGAGCCCUCUGAUCGGAGAACUGCUGCGGCACAACGUCACCAAUCGAACCUGGAUCGCCAGCGAGGCCUGGAUCACCUCCGCUCUCAUCAACCAGCCUGGGGUGAGCUCUUUGCUUGGUGGGACCCUGGGGUUUGCAGUGAAAAUGGCUGAUAUACCUGGUCUAGAGGAAUAUCUGCUGGAUGUGGACCCAUAUGAUCCACUUACAGAGGAAUUCUGGGAAACGUACUUUCAGUGCACACUAAGGUUCAACAGUGCUCUUAAGCAGUCCAGGCUAUGGGCCAGUCAGGGCAACAGCACACUGUCCCGAGCGGGAGUGCCUGGGGGCAUGUGCUCAGGACUGGAGUUACUAAACAAAAUCAAUAACACAUACUGGGACGUUUCACAGCUACGAAUCACCUACAGUGUCUAUAAAGCAGUCUAUGCUGUGGCCCAUGCGUUACACAACCUGGAACAUUGCGAGGAGGGCAAGGGGCCAUUCACCGGGAACACCUGUGCUAACAUAUCCAGCUUCGAACCAUGGCAGUUGAUGUACUACAUGAAGAAUGUGGAGUACACAGUGCCAACAGGGGAGAGCAUCUACUUUGACGAUGGAGAAGUGGAGGCCUACUAUGACAUCAUUAACUGGCAGGUAAACAGUGACGGGGAGGUCUUCUAUGUGACUGUGGGACAUUACAACGCCUCAGCAAAUAACAGCAUGAUCAUCAGAAAUGACUCAAUCAUAUGGAACAGCCAGGAGCCCACGCCUCCAAAGUCAGUCUGCAGUGAAAACUGUCAACCAGGCACCAGGAAAGGAAUCCGCCAAGGAGAGCCGGUCUGCUGCUUUGACUGCAUCCCAUGUGCUGAUGGAGAGAUCAGUAACCUGACCAAUGCUCGAGAAUGCAUUCUGUGCCAUGAGGACUACUGGUCCAACAAGGCCCAUGAUGAGUGUGUGCCUAAGAUCAUUGAGUUCUUGGCUUUUGGAGAGCCCCUCGGCAUCACCCUCAUCGUCAUCUCUGCGUUUGGGGCCUUCCUCACCAUCGCUGUUGGGGUGGUGUUUAUAGUUAAUGUGAACACUCCUUUGGUGAAGGCCAAUGACCCAAUGCUGAGCUUCAGCCUGCUUUUCUCUCUGGUGGUGACAUUCCUCUGUUCCAUUGUUUUCCUGGGAAGACCUCAGCACUGGAGCUGCAUGACCAGCCAAGUGGCCCUGGCCUUGGGCUUUGCUCUCUGCUUGUCAUCCAUCAUGGGUAAGGCGGCGGUGCUCAUGCUGCGUGCGCUGGCCUUGAAGGCUUCCCGGGCCAGAACCAAAGCAGCUGCUAAAGCAGCCAAAGCUGCAGCUGAAGCAGCAGCCAGCAGUGGCAGUCCUGACGUCAUAGUAACCAACACUAACAACAACAUCGAUGUGAGCGCAGUCCCAGAGAAAGACAAACUUACGUGUGGCCACCAGAGGGCGAUGGCUGUUAUGGCUACUUUAUUACAGGCCAUAGCGUGCACUGUGUGGCUACUGACAUUCCCCCCUCACCCCAUCAAGAACACAUCGGCUCAGAACAUUAAGAUCAUUCUUGAGUGUCAUGAGGGCAACGUGAUCUUCAUAUGUUGCAUCUUCGCCUACGACAUCCUGCUGGCUCUGCUCGCCUUCAUUUUCGGUUUCAUCGCCCGCAAACUGGAGGACCACUUCAAUGAGGGGAAGUGUGUGACAUUUGGAAUGCUGGUCUUCUUCAUCGUUUGGAUCUCCUUUGUCCCAGCUUACCUCAGCACAAGGGGGAAGUUCAUGGUGGCUGUCCAGAUCUUUGCAAUUCUUGCCUCCAGCUUUGGACUGCUUACAUGCAUCUUCUUACCAAAGUGCUACAUAAUCCUAGUUAAACCCGAACGCAACACUGAGGCACUGAUCAGAACGCGCUCCAAACCCCGGGACUCCGCCCUGACUGGGACCUCUGUGUCUCUGGGCACAGCAGCCACUGACAUCAACUCAACCAUCGCCUCCACAGCUAUCGAUGAUUAG
Molecule: messenger RNA, 2826 nt
Organism: Periophthalmus magnuspinnatus
Lineage: Eukaryota; Metazoa; Chordata; Actinopteri; Gobiiformes; Gobiidae
Product: vomeronasal type-2 receptor 1
Exons: 14
Coding region: 1-2826 (941 amino acids)
Biological process (GO): G protein-coupled receptor signaling pathway
Cellular component (GO): membrane
Molecular function (GO): G protein-coupled receptor activity; olfactory receptor activity
Source: RefSeq, a predicted model, not a curated record